Messenger RNA from Branchiostoma belcheri (Belcher's lancelet), 1536 nucleotides. Its product is annotated as serine/arginine-rich splicing factor 7-like. Gene Ontology annotation, cellular component: nucleus. NCBI's taxonomy places the organism in Eukaryota, Metazoa, Chordata, Leptocardii, Amphioxiformes, Branchiostomatidae. Gene Ontology annotation, molecular function: RNA binding. The record is from RefSeq and is a predicted model, not a curated record. The coding region runs from base 529 to 1536 and encodes 335 amino acids. The transcript is spliced from 6 exons.
CCCCACGAGACUAAAAGAAACGCAGAAUUGCUGAUAGUGGACCUGGUGUUUCUGAUUUAUUGCUCGCAGACGUGUUCCGACCAGUUCAAGUACUGGUGGAGGUGCGGCCCCAUUUGUCGGCGCUGACUAGGCCGUCAUUAGCGAGUGUGGCACAGAUCGUGUGUCAUUGAAAGCAUUGCCUGUCACUGGUCCGGGUGCAUUUCGCUCGCCAUAAAUCACAACACGCUCACUCUGCAGCCGGCCAGCAAGCGCCUCGGCAGGUGCCGCGCACUUCUAACACAACCAGGCGGCUCUCGUUUCGCUGAUUAGCACUCAACUCGUCAGUAUUCCUCACGGAGCCCGCCACGGUGGAAGGAAGCAGCUCAAGGUUUCUCCAUGGUUAGAGUCGUGAGGCAGCCUUACAGGGGCAGUUAACGGCCGUCAGUGACAGAGGCAAUCGUUGUCACGCGCUCCGUACGCACUUCCUUCAAGCCUGCGCUUCUUCAACACGGAUACAACACGGAGUUUGACAGCAGCGCAGAAGAAACAAUGCUGGGCGGAAUCAGCAGCAUAACCAACAGCACAGACGUCAAGGAUGUCAAGUCUCGAGUGUUCAUCGGCAAUCUCAACACGGUGAAGAUCCCACGAGCCGAGGUGGAGAGCAUUUUUGCUCGGUACGGAAGCAUCAAGGGUUGCUCUAUCCAUAAGGGGUAUGCCUUCGUGCAGUACACCAGCGAGGCUGAUGCCAGGGCAGCAGUGGCCGGAGAGGACGGCAGACUGAUAGUCGGACAGGCUCUUGAUUGCAACCUGGUAUCGGAGCCAAAAACGAACAGACCAAAGCAAGGACAGAAAUCCAGACCGUCUCCUCCCUCACCCCACUUAAGAAAACAUCCCGCCAUAAAUGGGCACAUAGCGUACAAGCCUCCGCUGUGCUUCAUGUAUGAGUUGUGUCCCCCAGGAAGACCGGCGUGCAGGUUCGCACCAUCUCACGGUUUCCACGACCACGGGCCUCCGCCGCCGCUGCUGAUUGGUCCGGCGAUCCCCAAGCGGCCACGCCUUGGUCCUCCUCUGGCGGUGGCCAUGCGGAGAAGCCAGAGUCGCAUGAUUCGACACACGAACAUGUCAAAUGACGGGGACAUUCUUAUUUGCGGACGGUGCAAGCGGCUCUUCUCAAACAUCCACCGGCUCCAGCACCAUAAACUGGUGGGCUGCAGACCUCACGUCACCUGCGGCUGCAGGAAAAAGGACCUCAAAGUAGACGACUUCGCAGGUGACCAGCCUCCCGCGUCGCUGUCCUGUGCGGAGUGCGGCCAGCCCUGCAGCAGCCCGUGGGAACUCCUGCAGCACGCCAGUCUGCAGCACGACAACACGAUAUACCUGCAGGACCCGGACCGGGAGGGGGAGGGGGGCCAGAUCACGUUAGGGGACGCAGAGGGGUCUGAAGGGAAAGCUUCCUUGGAGAUGGAGAGUGACGUCACAUCGUCUGUCUCCGGAGAGAGCAUGGACGAACAGAUGAACGGUUUUGUUACCGACCUGAAACUGGAAACCGGCCGAUGA